This is a messenger RNA of Closterium sp. Naga37s-1, 2628 nucleotides long. Lineage: Eukaryota; Viridiplantae; Streptophyta; Zygnematophyceae; Desmidiales; Closteriaceae. The record is from the annotation of a GenBank genome assembly.
AUGAUGUACGUCGUCACGCUUCUUCGCUCCCCGCUCCUAGUACGCUUCCCUCAUUACACCACCUGCUGCCCUCCCUGCUGCCCGCUUUGCUGUCGUCUCUGUUGCUCGUUCACCCCUCUCCUCUUCCUCCCCACUUUGCUUCCUCGCUUCUCCCCUUUCCCCAGCCUUCGCUCCCCUCCCUGGCAACUGUCUGAUGGGGGUCGCUCGGGACUUAGACGCCACAGGCCGUACAAAUUGCCCUCUCUUCUACCUCCUGUCAACGUGUCCUUCGCAUUCUCCCCUUCCCCAGCCCUCCCUCCCCGCACUGGCAGUGUGUCUGGUGGGGGGCGCGCGGGACUUAGACGCCACAGGUCCCACCAUCAUGCAUCACCUGCUGCCCUGCUGCCCUCAACCCACAUCCCCUUUCACCCUUCUCCACGGCUUUCCACCCUUCCCCAGCCCUCCCUCCCCGCCCUGGCAGUGUGUCUGGUGGGCGGCGCGCGGGACUUAGACGCCACGGGCCCCACCAUCGCACACCCCCUUGCUGCCCUCGCUGCUGCUCUCAAUCCACAUCCCCUUCCAUCUCUCUCCACUCCUUUCCACCCUUCCCCAGCCCUCCCUCCCCGCCCUAGCAGUGUGUCUGGUGGGGGGCGCGCGGGACUUAGACGCCACAGGUCCCACCAUCAUGCAUCACCUGCUGCCCUCCCUGCUGCCCUCCCUGCUGCCCUCCCUGCUGCCCUCCCUGCUGCCCUCCCUGCUGCUCUCGCUGCUGCUCCUUCAUCCCUCACCUCUCCCUCUCCACUUGCUGUCCCAAUUCUCCCCUUCUUUCUUCCAUUUCCCAGCCCUCCCUCCCCUCCCCGGCAGUGCCCCACCAUCGCACACCCCCUUGCUGCCGUCGCUGCUGCUCUCAACCGACAUCCCCUUCCAUCUCUCCCCACUCCGUUCCCCCCCUCCCGCUCUUCCCCCCCCGCAUUAUCCUUUCCCCAGCCCUCCCUUCCCUCCUUGGCAGUGUGUCUGCCCUCCCUCCCCGCCCUAGCAGUGUGUCUGGUGGGGGGCGCGCGGGACUUAGACGCCACAGGGCCCACCAUCACACACCACCUGCUGCCCUCCCUGCUGCCAUUCGACCUCUUCAUCCACGCACCGUUGGAUGAAAACGCUGCGAAGAUCUCAGCCCUUGCUCGCGCACAUGCCAUGCACGGGGAUCAUGCUACAACCAGCAGCAGCAGCAGCAGCAGCAGCAGCAGCAGCAGCACGGACAGAAGGGAUGACAGCAGCAGAAGUGACAAUAACGAGCAGCAGGGCGCAGCAGGGAAAAUGGCUGGUGCUAUAAAGGGAGUGCGGGUGUUCCCAGUUGUGCCUGUAGACGCAUCACUCUAUCCCGGGUCUAUUAUCAUCCUCCCCUGGGGAUCUCCGAACGGGGUUCAGGGGAUUCUGCAGUAUUUCAGGUUGAUUGAGGGCUGUUUGCCGCUCAUAGAACGUGAGGAAAAUACAAACCGCGCCGGCCAGCCGUACCGGUGGGUGCUGCGCACGCGGCUUGAUGGUUAUUGGUCGGCGCCGGCGCCCCCGCUUUCGUCCUUCAUUGGCUGGACGGGAAAGGGGGCGGAGAGGAGGGAAGGGGGAGCAGGAGGAGGAGUAGCAGAGGGGAAAGAGGGCGAAAGCAUGGGGGAGAGGGCGGCAUACGUUGUCCCAUAUGGGUCGAACUGGGGCGGCGUGAAUGACCGGUUUGGAUUUGGGAGGAGGGAGGAGAGUGUGGUGGCGCUGUCACGACUGGCGAUGCUGGAUGAAGUCAACAGAUACAGGCAGCGGAUUGGCGUCAAACGGCAGAUGAACAGCGAGAUAACCUUCAAGCUGCAGCUCAAGUCGCGGGACAUAUCAGUGCAGCCUGCCAGCCUGCCCUUCUGUGUGCUCUCCCGGAGGGCCUUCCCUGACGCCUGCAGCAGCAUCACCGUCUCCAUCAACGCGUCUGUGCCUCUGAACGGAGCCAAGUGCCAGCCCUGCCACCCCUGCGCUGAGGGGAAAGAGGUAGAAGCCAUUCUGAAUGUCACGUCACCAUCAUCUGACAAGUGGUUGGGUCCCGUCCAAUCAGGAGUCGCCUUCUGUCCGGGUGGGAAGGGGAAAGGGAAGGGGCGGUCGAGCACGGAUGGAUCGUGGCCGUCGGAUUGGGAGGAGAUUUUCCGACGAACGGUGGGAGAUGAGCUGGCAGCGAGGCAGAGAAGGAUCAGAAGGAGAGUGGGGGAAAUUGACACAUGCACUCGGUUCCUGGAAAAGAUGAGAGCGACUGUAUCCAACUGGGACGCCCCCUCGCCUCUCGCCCUCUGCGUCCGCUCUGCUCUUGGUGCUCCCACUGUGCUCGGCGUCCCACACGACUCCUUCCCACUCUUCUCCCCUCUGCUCUCCCCCACAAGUCGCAUCCUUCACUUGAAAUACACGGCGCUGCAAGCAGGAUCGUCGACAGGGAAAGCCGGAGCAGGAGGAGCAGUGGGAGCAGCGGGAGGAGCAGAGGGGGGAGCGGAGGGAGAGCAAGCACAAGACGGGCAAUCGUGGGAAGAAGCAGUGGAGAAGACACAGCCAGGAGUGCGGGUGACCAGAGCAUCGUUUGCUGACCUGCAAUUGGCUGCUGACUGGCAGGAGAUUGUUCCUGUAUUGAAG